This is a messenger RNA of Phragmites australis (common reed), 5442 nucleotides long. Its product is annotated as protein transport protein SEC16B homolog. Gene Ontology annotation, biological process: autophagy; COPII vesicle coat assembly; Golgi organization. Gene Ontology annotation, cellular component: endoplasmic reticulum exit site; ER to Golgi transport vesicle membrane. The transcript has 13 exons. NCBI's taxonomy places the organism in Eukaryota, Viridiplantae, Streptophyta, Magnoliopsida, Poales, Poaceae. Bases 277 to 4878 code for a protein of 1533 amino acids. The record is from RefSeq and is a predicted model, not a curated record.
AGCCAAGAGAGAAGAGGAAGAGGGAAGAGAGAGAGAGAGAGAGAGAGAGAGAGAGAGAGAGAGAGGGGACGAGAACGAAACGGGUGACGCGAUGCGACGUCGGCUGUCGUGGUCGUGAUUCCUGCGAUUACGAUCCGCCUCCCCACCGCCCUUCCUCUCUGGCCCCACCCCUUCCCGCCGGUAAGCCUCCGCGCCCCUCAUUUCAACCGAGGAACCAACCCUAGAUCCACCCCCCGCUCGGAUCCGCCGAGGGAGAUCUCCUCGAUCCAAUUCCGCAUGGCCUCCUCCUCCUUCGCCCCCGACGACCAGACCGACGCCAACUUCUUCGACAAGCUCGUCGUCGACGACGACGACGACGACAACCACCUCUCUUCCGCCCCUGUUCCCACCAACGAGGACGCCGCCUUGGCUCGAGCCCUCUCCAGCAUCAGCCUCGCCGACCACGGGCCCGACCCACCCGUUCCGGAGGCGCCGGCACCGCCUCCCGCCACGGAUGCGGCGCCUCCGGAGGGUGGAUCGCCGGGGUCAGGGAAGGGCGGCGGCGUCCACACCGCGGUUAAGCAGGUGCAGUGGGCGUCCUUUGGAGGUGGUGCCGACGAUGGGGUUGAUCCAUUCGCGGAUCUCUCUGGAGGUGCCGGCGACGACGGCUUCUUCGGGACCGUGGCCGGGAACCAGACCCAAGAGACCUCCGUGGGGGUCUCGGAUCACGGCUUCUUCGGUGGGAAUCAGAGCUUGGCCACUGAAGUGACGGAUCGGAAUUUCUUCGGUGGGAGCUCAAAUCAGAAUACCGGUGGUGGUCUGCUGGAGCGCAGCAGCAGUGGUGCUGUGGAUUCCACGGAUCCCAAGUAUUUGGAGACCAUGUACCCUGGGUGGAAAUACGAUGAGGCGACACAGCAAUGGUACCAGGUUGACAGUUUUUAUGCAACUGGGAAUGCUGCCCAGGUGGACAGUAGCAGUCAGAAUGUACAGCAGCAGCAGCAGCAGCAGCAGCUUGAUACUUCAUACCUGCAGAAUUCAGCGCAUGCAGCUCUUGAGACAAUUGCUGAGGAGGGCACGACCACAGGCGGUGCCUCAAGUUGGGGACAGGGGAGCGACUCGGAGUACCCACCCAACGUGCUGUUCUAUGCAGAGUACCCGGGUUGGUACUUCGAUACCAACACCCAGCAGUGGCACUCGCUUGAGUCGUACCAGCAGGCCGCUAUGCAGGCUGGGACAGCUAGUGCGGUUCAGAAUGGUGCAAACCAUGGUGUUGUUGCGGCUUCUGGUGGGAUGGAUUAUAAUGUCAAGCAAACUGAGGAUCUUGCUGUCCACAAUCAGGUGGCCCAACAUAACUCGUUCACAAACAGUUACGCUCAUCAGAGCCAAUGGAAAGCGGAUGCAUUUGGUAACACUAUGCGAUCUGAAAGUAUUAAAGAUGGUAGCCUGACAGGUAGUUUCUAUGGUUUUGAUCAGCAUGCAAAUGCUGAGACUAUCAGUUCCUCUACAAGCCAUCAGGUUGGUUUUAGCACAGUUGAAACUGCUACAGAUCACUAUGGUGGACACAAGGGCUUAGAAUCGUUGAGUCUUCAGAGUGGUUAUAACUCAACUGACCGUCUACAAUCCAGUUACAAGGCGUUUGAACCUUCCACAGGUUAUCAGGCCGGUUACAAAGGGUUUCAACCUGCCACGGGCCACCAGACCAGUCACACUGUGUUGGAACAGUCCACGGGUAACCAGGGAGGUCACAAGGCAUUUGAACCUUCCAUGGGUAACCAGAAUCAUUACAAACCGUUUGAACCUUCCACGGGUCACCAGAGUGGUUACAAGGGGUUUGUGCCUUCCACAGGUCACCAGGCUGGUUACAAGGGAUCCGAAGCUUCCACAGUUCAGCAGGCCAGUUAUAAGGGAUUUGAAACUUCUACAGGCCAUAACACCAGUUUCAAGGGAUUUGAACCUUCUUCAGCUCAACAGGCUGGUUUCAUGGGAUCCCAACCUUCUUCAGGUCACCAGUCUAAUUACAAAGGAUUUGAAACUUCCGCAAAUCAGGGUUAUGGUGAUGUCAAUGGUGUUGUGAAUACACAAAGCUUUGUCCCAAUGGAGAGCAUGUACCACGGCCAGAAACAAGCAAAUGCAAAUCCACAAGGGCACUUGUCAAACAGCUAUUUGGGUACUGAGAACUCCAUGAACUUCAAUCAGCAACAAUUUCUUGGUGCAAAUGCUUCACAGUUGCAAUUCGGUCCCCCUCAUGAAGGGAGGUCAUCGGCUGGACGGCCACCGCAUGCCCUUGUUGCUUUUGGGUUUGGAGGGAAACUUAUAGUUAUGAAAGAAACCAGCUCAAUGACCACAAACUUUAACAGUGGAAGUCAGGAGAAUUCUAGUGCCACAGUGUCAGUUCUUAAUCUAUCAGAAGUUGUUGAUAAAGUUGAUCCGUCAAGCGUCACUAAUAGCAGCGCGCUUAGUUACUUCCACGCUUUAUGCCGUCAACCUGUUCCUGGUCCUCUGGUCGGUGGAAAUGCUGCAUCGAAGGAUGUGAACAAGUGGCUUGAUGAGAUGAUUGCAUGGUAUGAAUCUUCCGCCAGUGAUUUCCAGAAAGGUGAUCCUCGCAAGUUGCUUAUUUCAUUGCUGAAGAUACUGUGUCAGCACUAUGGGAAACUACGCUCACCUUUUGGGUCUGACCCAUCACAAGAGGAGACAGAUGGUCCAGAAAUGGCAGUAACUAAGCUAUUUUCAUCAUGUAAGAGAAGCAGUGUUCAUAUGGGGGGUUAUGGAUCUAUAGUUCACUGCAUGAAAAAUAUUCCCUCGGAAAGUCAGAUGCAGGCUAUUGCACAAGAGGUCCAAAACCUUCUAGUUUCUGGGAGAAGAAAAGAGGCCCUUCAGUGUGCCCAGGGAGGUCAACUUUGGGGACCUGCAAUCAUACUGGCUUUACAACUUGGUGAUAAGUUUUAUGUGGAUACGGUGAAGAAAAUGGCUCGCUCCCAUUUUGUAUCUGGAUCACCUCUGCGAACGCUGUGCCUUCUCAUUGCUGGACAACCUGCAGAUGUCUUUAAUGUAGAGGACAACAUCAACAGCGAUUAUGGUACAGUAGGUGCAUCCCAUCAACCUAUGGAGCCUGGUCCUAAUGGCAUGUUGGAUGAUUGGGAGGAGAAUUUGGCUAUUAUAACUGCAAACAGGACAAAAGGUGAUGAUCUAGUAAUUACCCAUCUUGGUGAUUGCCUUUGGAAAGAGAAAGCUGAGGUUGCAGCUGCUCAUUCAUGCUAUUUAGUUGCUGAACUAAAUAUUGAUUCAUACUCUGAAAGUGCAAGGUUAUGCCUCAUUGGUGCAGACCACUUGAAAUGCCCUCGAACAUUUGUCAGCCCUGAGGCCAUUCAGAGGACAGAAGUUUAUGAAUAUGCGAAGGUGCUUGGUAAUUCUCAGUAUAUCCUGCUACCCUUUCAGCCAUAUAAGCUGAUAUAUGCAUACAUGCUUGCGGAAGUGGGAAGGAUUUCUGAUUCUUUGAGGUAUUGCCAAGCGUCUAUGAAGGUGCUGAAAGCCUCUGGCCGUGCCCCUGAACUGGAGGCAUGGAAACAAUUAUUUUCUUCCCUGGAGGAGAGGAUACGCACUCACCAGCAGGGUGGAUAUGGCACAAAUCUUGCCCCAGCAAAACUAGUUGGAAAGAUUUUCACCUCGCUUGAUAAAUCUAUAUCCCGCAUGAUGGGUACGCCAUCUGCACCACUUCCACCGUUGCCACAGGGCUCCAUUAUUGAUAGAGAGAGCUACUCUGCUCCUGCAGCUGCAAAAUUUGUAAAUAGCCAAUCGGUAAUGGCCAUGUCAUCGUUAAUGCCAUCCGCUUCGAUGCAGUCUAUGAGUGAGAUAGCAGAGAAUAGUGGUGGCACUGGCAGGAAAAUUGCACACAACAGGAGUGUUUCUGAGCCGGACUUUGGCAGAACCCCGAAACAGGGUGCUGGAUCAGAUCGCACACAGAGUAGUGCAUCAGGAUCGGGUAGUUCCCGAUUUGGUUGGUUAGGCUCUACGUUGCAGAAAACAAUGGGAUUUGUGUCGAAAUCCCACCGCCAGGAGGCAAAAUUAGGGGACCAGAACAAGUUUUACUAUGAUGAAAAGCUGAAGCGGUGGGUUGAAGAAGGUGCUGCGAUUCCUACCGAGGAGCCUCCUCUCCCUCCACCUCCAACAAAAUCAUCUUUCCAGAAUGGUAUGCCAGACCAUAAGUUGAAUGGCCCCAUGAGUGCAAGCCAUGCACCCAAUGGAGUUACGGAGUGGAAAUCCUCGAGUUCUUCAGAGCAAGGUUUGGGGAUGCCGCCAAUUCCACCUAGCCAGAACCAGUUUUCUGCUCGUGGACGGAUGGGUGUCCGGUCCAGAUAUGUGGACACAUUCAAUAAGGGUGGUGCAUCAGGAGCAGUGCCAUCAUAUAACAAACCGGCUGCUCCAUCUGUGACACCACCAGUUGGUGCCAAGUUCUUUGUGCCGACUGCAGCAGCUGCUGCUACAGAUCAGAUGCCUCUCCAAGCAGCAGAGAUACACAGUGAGACGGUCCAUCAGGAUGAGCGUUCGGCCUCAUUGCCAGCAGAAACUUCAUACUCUUCACCCCCACCGUCGACACAAUUUUCAGCACCAAUGUCAUCAACAAUUCAUCGGCAUCCGAGUAUGGACAACAUCUCCACACCUUACCAGGGUUCCGGGGUGUCAUCAGAAAGCAACAGCAGCUCAUUUUCAAGAUCACGGGCAGCAUCAUGGAGUGGAACAUAUUCUGAGCAGUUUAGUGCUAUCGCCGGUGUUAGAUCACCUGAUGACCAGACUAUGCCUUUGCCACUCAUGCCUGGCAAACCUUCGCAUAGUCGCUCCAACAGCAACUCAUCUGUGCAGUUCAACGGAUUGACAGAGGAUCUCCAUGAGGUUGAGCUCUGACAGGUGACUGCUCGGCAUGACCGUUGCAAGUCAUGUUUCUUAUCGACACAGCCAUGGCAGCCCCUGAUUGCUCCAGAAAACCCAAGAGGGUGACAGAGAAAGGAGAGAUUCCCUUGUAGCAGAUCAAGGGGAUGCCGCAGCUGGAAUGGACUUGUGCGAUGUUGCAUGAGAUUCUGCAGUCUGCACUAAACCGAGGUGCAUAGGACCUGUACUAGAAUGCCGGGCUUUUGAAUAUUCUGUAGCUAUAUGCUGGUUUAUGGUUGAGAGAGAAGGGAAAGAGUUGGGUGCCCCUUGUUUUUUACAUGUGAGAAGCAGCAUGUGGAUGCGACUGUACAGAAAAUGUGCUCCUACCCAAUUUAUUGAAGCGCAAAGAAACAAAAUCACACCCAACUCCAUUUUGGUUCUUUUUGGUUUUUGGAGAAGGAUAGAAGAGAGAUGUGUUCUAGUGUAAGAAAUGCGUUGGCUACGUAGAGUGUUGUUGUUAUACUUGUGUACUGUUCCCAUACCAUAUGUUAUUACUGUUUAUUCUUUGGAGAUGAAUCAAUUCUUUUCAUCUUGAGCAAA